UUUAAAUGGCUUUGAGGAGCCGUACCUCGGAGGUGGGGCUGCGCCGGGAGCUGGAGCGUCUCGGCUCGCCGCGGCCGGAGCAGCGUACGUAUAUGUGUGUGUGUCCGGGGUGUGAUGCGCGGUGCGCUGGGGACGGAGCCGGGAGCGCUGUCGGUGCCGCGGGAACUCCUCCGGGCUCCGCCGUGCCUUUAAAGCACGGGAAGGAAGGGAUGCUGCGUGUCUGUUUGGGGAGUUCGGGAGGGAUGUAGUUUGGCUCGGGGCGCUUCGAUGCGAUGGUAGGCAUUUAAAAACCAACCAAACAAACCGGCACUUCAGGCUGAGUAAGAGGCUCGUGAAAAACACCGUGCAUGCAGAUGAGCGGGACGCAGCCGGCUCCGCGCUGCUCCACGCCGGGCAGCGCUGUCACUCGGCCCCGGCCCCGGGGCCGCCGCCGGGGGAGACCGUGACCCCGGGACGGGGGUCGGCGUGCGCGGCUCGGGCGGAGGUCCGCUCCGGAGCGGGGGGAGGAGGAGCGGGAGGAGGAGGAGGAAGAGGAGGAGGAGGAGGAGGGAUGGCCGCAGCAGCAGGCUGUGCUCUGCCCGGUGCGUGCGGUUCGCACGGCGCUCGAGGUGUCGUUGCGUCGGGCUGGGGGAGAGGUGCCCGGGCUGAAGUGUUCUGACCGCUCUCUUCCUAGGGGCUGCGGAUCCGCCGCGCACUUCCCUCCGAUGUGAGCGCAGUGUCCCCUGUGGGAUGCAGUAGGUGAUGCCCAGCUCUACUGCAAUGGCAAUUGGAGCUCUCUCCAGCUCUCUCCUGGUAACCUGCUGCCUCAUGGUCGCCCUCUGUAGCUCCACCAUCCCCCUGCAGAAGCUGGCCAGGGCACAGGACAAGCAGGAGAUCAAGGCCGGCCAGGAGAAGAGGGACCACGCGUCGGCGAGGGACAGCCAGGCCGGCGCGGGGAAAGUGGGCGAGAUCGGCCGCAGCGGGAGGGAGGAGGGCGGCAGGGACUGGAAGAGCAAAGGCGGCAGGAACUACUCCAACAAGGAGUCGUGGACCAAGCAGAAGCAGGCUUGGAGCAGCCAGGGGACGGGCGGCAAGCCCGCCAGCGUGCCGGCCCAGGAGCAGCGGGACAUGGCGGCCGAGGCGCCUCGUCCGGCCGAGGCCUCGUCGCUGCCGGCGGCAGUGGCCAGCGCUACCCCGGAGCCCCUGGAGGAGUACGCUUACCCGGACUACCGCGGGAAGGGCUGCGUGGAUGAGAGCGGCUUCGUCUACGCCAUCGGGGAGAAGUUUGCGCCGGGCCCGUCGGCCUGCCCCUGCCUGUGCACGGAGGAGGGCCCGCUGUGCAUGCAGCCCGAGUGCCCCAGGCUCCACCCUCGGUGCGUGCAUGUGGACACCACGCAGUGCUGCCCGCAGUGCAAGGAGAGGAAGAACUACUGCGAGUUUCGGGGGAAGACCUACCAGAGCCUCGAGGAGUUCAUGGUUUCUCCAUGUGAGAAGUGUCGCUGUGAAGCCAAUGGUGAAGUGCUGUGCACUGUGUCAGCUUGUCCCCAGACCGAGUGCGUGGAUCCAGUAUAUGAACCUGAUCAGUGCUGUCCUAUCUGCAAAAAUGGUCCAAACUGCUUUGCAGAAACCACUGUCAUUCCUGCAGGCCGAGAGGUGAAGACUGACGAAUGCACUAUAUGUCACUGCACUUACGAAGAAGGCACGUGGAGAAUUGAACGACAAGCUAUGUGCACUAGACAUGAAUGCAAACAAAUAUAGGAAAUCUACCAGUCCAAGAACUCUCAUGGUUUUUAUAAACUAUCUCACAGCAGUGAGCACUGUGGAUGACCCAGGGAAAUCGGAAUGAGAAGAUUCUGGUGAGGAGCAAAUUGACUAUGGAUACUUUGUUUUUCACAGUCACGUAAUUCUGCAAGGCAAAGCAGUGCGUAUAUUUAAAUAAAGUUUGGACAUAAGAAUACUUGUCUUAAUAAAUGUGUUAUUUUCACAGUGAGUACACUAAAAUACACUCUAUAAAAUAUUCUAUGUAUUUCUAUAAUAACAUUAUAGAGCUUAAAAAUA
Molecule: messenger RNA, 2037 nt
Organism: Phasianus colchicus (ring-necked pheasant)
Lineage: Eukaryota; Metazoa; Chordata; Aves; Galliformes; Phasianidae
Source: RefSeq, a predicted model, not a curated record